Messenger RNA from Physcomitrium patens, 1730 nucleotides. RefSeq lists its product as uncharacterized. The record is from RefSeq and is a predicted model, not a curated record. Lineage: Eukaryota; Viridiplantae; Streptophyta; Bryopsida; Funariales; Funariaceae.
GUCCGAACUUCGAAACACCCAUUUCCACACCAUCAAUAUCAUCUGUCCCCUGGCAUGAUCCGAGAGUUUUCAAGCAUGGACAGCUCAACAGGGAACGUUUCACCCUCCAACUGCUUUGUAAUGUUUUUGCGACACUUCGAAUUCCUCAACCAACUACUCUGUGUGUUGCCUGUUUUCUGCAAGCUCUGAAUGAACUAGAGCUAGUAGAGUUAUGAGAGCGCUGAUUAGAUGCUGGUUUGACAGCUUAGAGCCACAUUUGAUCAAGUUCAGACAGCCGAUCAUUUGGAUUUGUUGCAACGAUAAUUCUAGAACUGAGUCUAUGGGGCGGGCAUUCGGUCAUCCUACUGGUGACCCUUGUGGUAUCGACAGCAGAAUACUCAAUGCUUUCAGGGGUUCUCCGAUGGAGGAUACCAUUGCGUAGAGGCGGCAAUGCGGCCACGUGCGACCCUCGCGUCGGUUAUGACGCUGAUACUUGUUGCUAGUUUUGCAAGCACCGGUUUGGGCGCGCAUACCCAGCAGGAGAUAUAUGUACCUUCCUACGUCUAUCCUUGCAGCGGUACUGCUGGUUGUGCUUGGGAUGUGUUCAAAACCGGAGCCACAUUGGUAAUCAUCAACCCCGCCAGUGGCCCGGGCACCGCCUCUAACGCCGACUAUGUUAACCUCGUCAACACAGUGAAGGCGGGCAGUUCCACGGUCAAGAUCGUGUUAGGCUAUGUAUCCACCAACUACGGUAACCGAGACUCUGCUCUAGUGCUGGCAGAUAUCGACAAGUACUACUCCUUCUACAAUGUCGAUGGCAUAUUCCUUGAUGAAGGAUCUACCGACUGCACCAAAACAAGUGUUUACAAGUCCUACGACACUCGAGUGAAAUCCAAGGCAGGGUUGGGGUACACCGUGCUGAAUUGGGGUGUUUACGGCCCUGAGUGCUAUCUCACCAGCACCCACAUCGACAAUUACGUGAAUUUCGAAAAUACAUUCGCCCAAUACACCAGUGCCUAUGCGAGCGCUGUUCCGUCAUGGGUAAACAAAUACGACUCUUCUCGGUUUUGGAAUAUCCUCCACACCGCCCCCAACAACGCAACAGCGGUCACGCAAGCAGUAGGAACGGCCAAGACUCGAAACGUAGGGCAGGUCUACAUCACAAAUGACGUAUUGUCCAAUCCAUUCGACACUGCCCCAGCAUCGGCUCUGUGGACCGCACAAGUCAACAAGGCCAAGAGUUGCACCUGAUCGGUCGAUCAUCAGGUUCUCAUGCUCCGGCAGUCGUCGACUUCAAACCGAGAGUCCAGCAUGCUAUUGUAUGUGAAUUCGGCCGCACCGCAAACCCCAUUUACUCCGUCCAUGUGACCAAGUAUAAUAAGCCCAACGUCGUUGGGUCUAAGCUCACGACCCCUAGAUGAAUGUGUGAUGCUGAUUUACGGUGCCUUUAUUGAUUGUUUCCUUGAGUGGGCGUAAUCCACUUUCUUGAUCAGUUUCCCUUUACUCUCAGAUAACAAGGGUGUGUUGAGGACUCUUCCACAUAUAUUUAUCUGCCGCAGUGCUAAGAGAACUCAGGAAUUUAGGAUCUACAUUGUUGCUUGAUAUGUUGUGGCUGUUGUGCGGAUCAUGAAACUUUUAUUUUCAUCACCGUCAGGGGUUUCAUCAGAACUACUGGCGUAUAGUGACCGACACUGAGUAAAUCGUAGCUGUAAAUCAAGUUCAUGGUCUGCAUGAGUAUUGAACCUUUGGCC